Molecule: messenger RNA, 882 nt
Organism: Hibiscus syriacus
Lineage: Eukaryota; Viridiplantae; Streptophyta; Magnoliopsida; Malvales; Malvaceae
Exons: 3
Coding region: 200-793 (197 amino acids)
Source: RefSeq, a predicted model, not a curated record
UUCAACUUCCACCCCCUCAGUCCCCUCCCACCAUGUUUGGUUUGAGAAAAGCAAUGAAUUCAAAGCUUAAAAUCAAAACCCCAUUUUCCUGUUUCCUUUUUCAUCUCUUUUUCAUUUCCUUGCAUUGAAGGGAAGACACGGGCUUAGUUAAAGUUCUUCUCUCUGUCUGUCUCAUGAUUGAGUUUUAAGAAGAAAGGAAAUGGGGAAUUGUGUUACAAUCUACAAGAACAAAGAUGUUGCAGACAUGGACCUUAGUGUCCGAAUUCAAUCACCCAUUAAAGACGACAAUGUCGGAAAGGAGGCUGCAGACAUGGGUAAAGCAGAGGAGAGGUUUUUUGAUUCCCAGCCAUGGUUAGACUCUGAUUGUGACGAUUUCUUCAGUGUUAAUGGUGAUUCCGUCUCUUCUUCUUGCAACAGUCCAAACCAUCAGAAAAGCUUCAGGGAAAAUUCAAAACCUGAUAAAAAUCAAUCACUGGAUCAUGGAGUGCCUGCAGAGUCUCCCACUGAUACAAAGAAGCUACUAAUCGAGUUGUUUCGCGAGAGCGUCAACGACGACGAUGCCAACGACAACAACGAUCCGAGUUCGAAACAACGGUCCAAAAACGAACCUUCAACAACAAGUCCAUACGAAUCUAUCCCGAACUCCGCUCACAGUAGCGGAACAACACCGCACCGGGGAUGCCUCCCGAGGAACGACAAACCGGCCCAGUCCGCGCAGCGCUGCCUUCCAAGUUUCGUGCGCAACACGAGCUUUGGUGAGAGGAAGAAAAGGCUAAGCCCUGCCCAAAACUGAUGCAUGGUAAGGUAAGACAUAUUUACUUUGUACAAACCUCUAAAGGUACAAUAUAGAAAACCUUACUCGGAUUUAAGUGUUAGUGUCGG